AUGACCAAGACUCUCCACGAACGAUUCCUCCAAGAAAAGACGGUCGCCGUCGUCGGCUGCCCCUUCUCGGGGGGUCAGAGGCGCAAGGGUGUCGACACGGGCCCCGUCUCGCUGGUCCAGGCGGGCAUCUGCGAGCAGCUCGAGUCGCUCGGCUGGAAGGUCGACUUUACCGGACACCACUCGUUCGACCACAUCAACGAGGGCAUCGCCAAUGACACCGACAUUGGCAUGAUGAAGCUGCCGCGUACGGUCUCGGCGGUGACCAAGCAGGUGGCCGAGGUGGUCGAGUCGCACGCCAAGCAGGGCAAGCUGCCGCUCACGCUGGGUGGUGAUCACAGCUUGGCGCUCGGCACCGUCUCUGGGUCGCUGCGAGCACACCCGGAUGCCGCGCUCAUCUGGAUCGACGCGCACGCCGACAUCAACACUCCAGACACGACCGAGUCUGGCAACCUGCACGGCUGCCCUGUCUCGUUCUUGCUCGGGCUGCAAGGCACCGACGUCGAGCCGUUCAACUCGUGGGUGCCCAGCAAGCCACUGCUGCGUCCCGACAGUCUGGUGUACAUUGGUCUGCGCGACAUUGACGCGGGCGAGCGCAAGAUCCUCAAGGAGAACAACAUCAAGGCGUACAGCAUGCACCACGUCGACAAGUUUGGCAUCGGCAGGGUGGUCGAGAUGGCGCUCGACCACGUCAACGGCGCACCAGGCAAGCGCGAUCGUCCCAUCCACCUCUCCUUUGACGUCGACGCGCUUGACCCCAGCGUAGCUCCUAGCACAGGUACACCGGUGCGAGGCGGUCUCACCUUCCGCGAGGGCCACUACAUCUGCGAGGCGCUCUACGAGACCGGCUGCUUGGUGGCGCUCGACUUGAUGGAGGUCAACCCGUCGUUGCUUGAGGACCGCGAGGCGCAGCAGACCAUCGCCGUGGGUUGCUCGCUCAUCCGCUCCGCCAUGGGUGAGACUCUGCUGUGA
Molecule: messenger RNA, 969 nt
Organism: Pseudozyma hubeiensis SY62
Lineage: Eukaryota; Fungi; Basidiomycota; Ustilaginomycetes; Ustilaginales; Ustilaginaceae
Product: arginase
Exons: 1
Coding region: 1-969 (322 amino acids)
Cellular component (GO): cytoplasm; nucleus; cytosol
Molecular function (GO): manganese ion binding; arginase activity
Source: RefSeq, a predicted model, not a curated record